ACUUCAUGCUUAUUUGCACAGCCCAUUUCAACACAGCCGUGAUUUGAAUCAUGAAUCAAGAUUUUCAUGUUUUUAAUCAAUAUUUGAUUCUGCAAUUACAACAGCCUCCAUAAACCUCUUGAAUAUGUGUUUCGGAAGCAAAUUGAAAGGCGAAGCACCACUGGGAUUUGACAACGAGAACCUCAAUUCACGACCAGUCGACGCGAUACCUCAAAGCAAAGGUUCAAUGAAAAUGCCGCAGAAUGAAUCUUAUUCUCCCCCAGCGGGACCUCCCCCCUCGCAACAACAUGCGCCCUAUAAUGAUCAAUAUGCACCCCCACCUGGUCCCCCACCUUCGCACGAAUAUGCCCCUCCUUCAGGCCCACCACCGUCGCAAGCCCAAGCACCAUAUCAUGACUGGCAGACUGCAGUUCCCGACACAUCUCUUUUACCCCCUCCCCCAUCUAUGGGCUAUCAACGAAGCGAUGCAAACAACGCGACCGAAGAAGAAGCAUUACAAGGGAAAGCCUGGUGUGAACAGAAUCCUUUAGCACCGCCCGUAGAGUUCCCACAAGCGGCUCUAGAAGCACUUGAUGCUGCAAACAUCGGUGUCAUUAAACCAAGGUCUUACAAUGGCGAUCUUUCGCGUCUACGACAGGGUGUUUGGGCUGGAAAAACAAAGUCCAAUAGCAAGGAUUCAUGUAUCAUUUCUACACUUCCGCUAUACUCUGUAUACGCGCAUUCACCUUUACGAACCGAAAUUGGCAAGACAAUAUACUAUGAGGUCAAAAUAUCAAACAGAUAUCGCGGAGAGAUUACUUUGGGCUUAGGAUUUGUUGCGCAACCAUACCCAACCUUCAGGUUGCCUGGAUGGCACCGAGGAGCAAUCGGCGUUCAUGGAGAUGAUGGCCAUAAAUACAUCAAUGACCUCUGGGGCGGUAAAGACUUUACAAAUAAAUUCCAAGCCGGUCAGACGCUAGGAAUCGGAAUGACUUUCACUCCACGGAAUGUCAACAAUCCUCCCGCUUACGAUUCUGGGCCAGCGCAGACCACAGCCCAAACUCCUAUUAAUGUUGAGAUUUUCUUUACUAGGGAUGGUAAAAAGGAUGGCGGAUGGAAUCUUCAUGAAGAGGGCGAUUCUGUAGAAGAUCUACCUGUCACAGGGUUGGAAGGUAUGCACGAUUUAUAUGCCGCUAUAGGAACAUUCGAUAAUGUCGAGUUUGAAAUCGUAUUUAAUGAAAGGGAAUGGAUGUAUCACCCUUGAUGGUCAUUAGGAAAUUUUGAGGGUUGUUUUCUAGGUUAGGACAUACUAACGUGGGAGGGUUCGACUGCAUGGAGUCUCGGGUGACACUAUCUCAAAUUGAAGAGACAUACAUAAAUACUUUUGACUAAUUAAUCUAUUCCCUUCUAUUCAACAUGAAUAUCUACACACACGUGUUCCAUAUAGCA
This is a messenger RNA of Botrytis cinerea B05.10, 1428 nucleotides long. RefSeq lists its product as hypothetical. Lineage: Eukaryota; Fungi; Ascomycota; Leotiomycetes; Helotiales; Sclerotiniaceae. The transcript has a single exon. Bases 125 to 1243 code for a protein of 372 amino acids. The record is from RefSeq and is a predicted model, not a curated record.